AUGCUAUGUAAUAACGAACUUGGUGACAGCUUAUCGUUAUUAAGAUCUAUAGAAUGCAAAGAUCUUUCAUUAAACUGGAAUAUAGAUGUUUCGGCAGAAUUAGAGAAAUAUUUAUCAGUACUAGAGACUCUUGAAGAUGAGAUAAACUAUAGUCAAAGUACAGAAAAUAUGAAUGAUAAUUCUCAUAGUUCAUCUCAAUUAUUUAACUUUGCUGAAGCAGCACUAAUAAUACAAAACUCAACGAAUAUAUAUUCUAAGAAGAUAGAGCACUUACAUACUUUAGUAUAUGAGACAUUAAAGUUACUAUCUUUGGGAAAUAGUAAUAAAUUGGAAUGUACAAGCUCCAUCAAUAAUUGUAAUAUAGAACAAUCAACAAACAUGAAUGGGUAUAUCCGAAAACCAACUAAUAAUAAAGGUACUGCGUUCUUAAUGGAUAAUAUUUUUUCAGUUCCAUUGGAAUUAUUACAAUUUGGGAGAAAUUUAAAUAUUUCACUUGAUACGAAAUUAAAUGACAAAAUAAAGGGAGAAUCGAAAUGUAUAAAUAUAAUCUGCUCACCACUUAUUGGGGUAUCACAGUCAUGUAUAUCACUACCAAUUUAUCGUAUUGAUCCCUCAACAUUUACUUUAUUUCUAGAUGAAUCAGAUAUUGGUUUAUUAGGAAAUAACAGUAGUUUUUGUGAAAAUGUAUCCAAUUCUAAAGAAAAUUGUAGUGACUAUAAUAAAGAUGUUCACAAUACUAGCAACUAUGACAAUAUAAAUGAAUAUACUGAAUCUAAUAUAGACAUGGAGUAUAAUAUUGAAGAUGAUUUAGCUUUAAGUAACAAUGAUAUAAGUGAAAAAGGUGUGAUUACUUGCAAUAAUAUACUGGAGGGAGAAUCUAUAGAGGCUGUAAUAAGUGGUACAAAAAAAAAUAAGAAUGAUCCAUGGGAGUUAAUGGAUGAACAUAUAAAGAUUGGAAGAGAUAGAGCAAUCAAACAAGGUAAAUCAUAUAAAAUUCCUACUAAGUCAUAUACCUUAUCAUUAGUAAAGAUGGGAGAAAAGGCUGGUAUACUUAAUUUUAUAAAUAAAUACAGUAUUCGCUCUUAUAUAAUGGGGCUAACACAAUAUAGAGAAGAAAAAGAUAUUAAUUGUUCAUCAGAUCAAUAUAUUCCAUUUUUUUGUGAUUUAAAAAAGCCAAUAUUACUUAGUGAUAAACUGAUUAUACAGAACCAGUUCAAAAGUUGUCUAUUAGCUAGUUUAGAAGUAGAUAUACAUAAUAAUAUAACUGCCUGGAGAAAGUAUUAUUCGAAGCAAUCUUUUGGAAAUGCAAAAAAGAAAGAUUCUACGUUAGGUGAUAUUAAUGUUAACGAUUUAUCUUUGUGUGAAACUGAGGAUAAUAAAGAUGACAUUUGCUUUGAUAAUAAUAACGAAUUUGAAGAUGUAAACAUUUGUAAUAUUGAUGAAUGCGAAGAUUCUCAACAAUACUCUGCAGAUAUGGUAGAUGACCAUAUAUUGGAAGAUUUUAUUACUAGUAAUGUUCAACAAGGAAAUAUAGAAGAUGAUCAAAAAAUUAGUGAAUUUGAUUUGGAAGAUCAUAAGACUAAUUUACAUGCACGCAUAAAUUCUUGGACAGAAUACCUAGAACCUAUUUUGGAAAUUCAAAAUAAAAGACCAGAUUUUGAUAUUAAAUCUGAGGGAGAAAAAAUUAUAGAGAAAAUUAGAACUCAAAUUAUAAGUAUGGGGAUUGACAGCGUAAAAUUUUCAAGUAUUGUAGAGGGUUUGCCAAAAUGGCAGAUAUCCCGUUCAUUUUUAGCAACUUUGAUGUUAUCAAACAAUAAGGAUAUCGAAAUUUCUUCAAUAGAUAAUGAAUCUAAUGAAGAUGAAGAAUUUAUCAAAGGCGAAUUUAUGGUAAAGUUACGAUCUAUUAAUGAUGAUAAUAUUAAGGGAGGUAUUGAUCUUAGAUUGUUAUAUCCAAGAAAAAAAAAAGUGAAACAAGAUGAAAGUGAUGAGAAUAUUAGUAUACUAGAUAAGGACCAAAAGAAAUUAAAACGAAAGUUAAGAAAUAUCAAAUAA
This is a messenger RNA of Cryptosporidium muris RN66, 2052 nucleotides long. RefSeq lists its product as uncharacterized. Gene Ontology annotation, biological process: meiotic chromosome condensation; mitotic sister chromatid separation. The transcript has a single exon. Gene Ontology annotation, cellular component: condensin complex; nucleus. Lineage: Eukaryota; Apicomplexa; Conoidasida; Eucoccidiorida; Cryptosporidiidae. The record is from RefSeq and is a predicted model, not a curated record. Gene Ontology annotation, molecular function: chromatin binding. The coding region runs from base 1 to 2052 and encodes 683 amino acids.